Pocillopora damicornis (cauliflower coral) is the source of this 3035-nucleotide messenger RNA. RefSeq lists its product as uncharacterized. The record is from RefSeq and is a predicted model, not a curated record. Gene Ontology annotation, molecular function: pyridoxal phosphate binding; transaminase activity. NCBI's taxonomy places the organism in Eukaryota, Metazoa, Cnidaria, Anthozoa, Scleractinia, Pocilloporidae. Gene Ontology annotation, biological process: polysaccharide biosynthetic process.
UUAUUUUUGCAUUCUAUUUUAACAAAGAUGAACCCUUAGUCACCAAAGAAUGUAUUCCAUACCAUAAACUGUACUUUUAAGGGUUUUUUUUCUCUCAAGGGAUUUACACUGUUGAUUAGGUUGUACGUGAUCCCCACAUACGUGCUAUUCCAGCAGUCCAGUUGUUCCCUUGUUCCAACCUUUCCUGAAUAUUCAAUUAUUUCUCCCAAACUCCGUCUUAGCAAAGUAGUAUUUGGUUUACCUAAAACUGAGACAACACCUAGUCACGUUUUGGAGCUGGAAGUCGACUUCUUUUUGUGCUGAUGCACCUCUUGUAUAGCUCAUAAUUUGGUGGAGAACAUAGGUGGCAAUGAUUCCCGAAAAUUAUGCGUGCCUCUUUAUUGAUGCAACAUGGAAAGACAUCAUAGCUGCUUUCCGUUGUUCAGCUGUCAAUAACAGCUCUCAAGAGAGAAAGCUUAUUCAAGGCAAACUUGAAAAACUGUUUGGUGGCUCAGAACAAUGGCUUGCAUGCCUUUCAAUUCGAACUGCUUUAGAUGCAUUCUUAACUGUUAUGAAUUUUCCUCAUGGAUCAGAAUUAAUUUUCACUGCCAUAAAUAUUCCAGAUAUGGUAUCAGUAGUUGAAAGGCAUGGCCUUAAGGUUGUACCAGUGGAUUUAGAUCUUGAUUCACUAGCCCCCAAACCUGAACUUGUUGAACUUGCUGUAACAGAUAAAACAGUGGCAAUUUUGGCAGCUCACUUGUAUGGGAAGUGGAUCAAUUUAGACAAAGUGUUCCAAGUGGCACAUUCACAUGGACUAUAUGUAUUGGAAGAUUGUGCUGAAUCAUUUCAAGGCCUGGGAAGAAAAGGCCACAAACUGUCUGAUCUGACAUUUUUCAGUUUUGGUUCAAUCAAACAUUACACCUCUUUUGGUGGGGCCAUGGUCAGGGUGAAAAACUCACAGAUUCUUUCAAAAAUGAGAGCAAAGAUACACGAAUACCCAGUCCAAAACCAGUGGACCUACUUUAAGAAACUUUCUUGUUACUCUCUGUUAAUGGCAGCUGUAUUAAACAAUUCACUGUCCAAUUGGUUCUUGGUCAAUUUGUUUCAUCUAAUGGGUUUCAAGUAUAAGGAAUAUUUCAUUUCCCUGCUGCGAGCAUUUCCUGGUGGUAUAAGUUUGGACAAACUUCGUCUUCAACCAUCUGCUAUGCUUUUGGAAUUCAUGUUAUACCGGCUGAGUAGAGUGAAAAGUAAAGACUUCCGUAUGAUCAAGUUAAAAGGAGAUUUUGUGAGCAGUAAUCUGCCAAGUAAUGUGUUUGUACCUGGUCAAAGAGCAGACAUAAAAAGUUAUUGGUUGUUUCCCCUGAUAGUGGAUGACCCAGAUGAAGUUGUUACUGCACUUGAGAAGGAAGGUGUUGAGGCAUACAGAGGCGCAACGCAACUUUCCACUGUUUACAGAACAAAGCCUACUGCAGCAGACCAAAAAGACAAGGCUAAGAUCAGGCAGGAAAAUCAAACGGAAAAGCUCCUCUAUUCUUUCUCAACAUCUCAACCAGAAGUAGCUGCUGGUUCUGGUUCAUCUAAAGGAAAUGCUGCCAGCAGAUACACUACAGAAUUCAUUUGCUCUGCACCAGUCAACACUGCAACCACAAAACACACCUUUAGCAAAGAAAAAGAUGAUGUGCUCUUUCCUCACAAUGCCAAAUACCUGAUUGAUCAUGUGGUGUACCUGCCAGUGCACAAGAGAGUUUCAUUUUGGUAUCUUGAACAUAUAUGUAAUUCUGUGGAGAAAGUUAUGAAAAACCGAGUAGGGGUCAAAAUUGCCAAUACCAGCAAUGUGUUAUUUAAGUCCAAGUUGUAGAUUUCAGAAAAUUUUAUUUUAUUAUUUGAAGAUGUACUAUAUUUCCUUGAAUAAGGGCCCAUGCUCUACUAUUAGCCCUCUGCCCUGAAUAAGUGCCCCCCCCCCUCCUGCUCCCUUGAAAGAGUUGGUAUUUGUUUCAUAAUAGUUGUUAUGUUUUUAUGCAGAGGAGUAAACUUAAAUAUGAAUCAAAGAUUGAGCUUUUUAUCCAUCAUGAGAUAGAUAAGUAGUAUCAACAAAAUCACUAUUAAUGAAUUAUCUGCUAUUUUCCAAGGUUUCUUAAAAAUUAUAUUCAUGGUAAGAAGUAAGAAUUACAAAGGGAAUAAGCAAGGAUUAUUUUAAAAUGUUGAGUAAUAUAUGCACCAGAGAGGAGAGACAAAAAUGUCCUUUUUCUUAUUAUUGAAGUACCUCCUCAAAGUACAAUGAAUUAGUAAGUUUUAGUAAUGUUUUCUUCAUUGUUUUCCUUUUUUACAUUCAGGUUCACAAUCCAGUGUUUCCUUUCUUUUAAUUAUUUAUUAGCAAAAUGAAUCUAAUAAACAGAAAUCUCAAAAUGAUUAAAAAUAACAAUUGCUGUGAAGCCUCAGUACUUUUUUUGCUGUUUGUUGUGAUCUCUUCUUGAAUGUGACUUUUCCUUCAUAUCUUACUUUGAAACUUUAGUAGCAUCUUUUGUGCUCCUCAAAAUUGAAUUUUGGCAGCCAUUUUGGUAGCCAGUAAUUAGUGCUAUAGUCACCUGGCAGGAGGUGAGAGAUGAUGCAAUCCUCAACCAAUGAGAACACAAGAAUCUCUGUAAUCACUUGGGCAAUUAUGUUAAUAUUGUAUAACUAUUUUCUGAACAAAUUCAGGUUGUUUUUGUGUAAUUGCCAGUUACAAUAAGAAUACUAUUAACAGAACAAAGUGCAUGAACAUCACCACAGAAAGUUCCUGGAAUGAACAGAAGUUUACAAAAUGCUGAGGGGGUGGGGGGGGGGGGGGAGCAAGGCUCUAAGACCCUGCAGGGGAGCAUGUGGGAAAGGAUUGCAGCCCAGGUAACAAAAAAAUCUAAGUUACAAUGCUCCACAUUUAUUAUAAAUACAAGAAAUCCAUACAAGAUUGCAUCUCAACAUUUGGAAAGAUACAAGGGAAAGGAAAUAAUCCUAGCACUCAGAUUUGUACUGGGGGUGCCAUAUGUACAGUUAUUAUUGUUAAUAAAAAGUAAAAGACA